Molecule: messenger RNA, 1977 nt
Organism: Gracilinanus agilis (Agile Gracile Mouse Opossum)
Lineage: Eukaryota; Metazoa; Chordata; Mammalia; Didelphimorphia; Didelphidae
Product: sodium/hydrogen exchanger 9B2-like
Exons: 12
Coding region: 1-1977 (658 amino acids)
Biological process (GO): proton transmembrane transport
Cellular component (GO): membrane
Molecular function (GO): antiporter activity
Source: RefSeq, a predicted model, not a curated record
AUGGAUGAUGGGGAGGAACCCAUACCAGAGCCCACAGAACCGCCCACAGAACCGCCCACAGAACCGCCCACAGAACCACCCACAGAACCGCCCACAGAACCACCCACAGAACCGCCCACAGAACCACCCACAGAACCGCCCACAGAACUGCCCACAGAACCACCCACAGCACGGCUCUCAGAACCGUCCUCGGCACCACCCUCAGCACCACCCUCAGCACCACCCUCAGCACCACCCUCUGCACCACCCUCUGCACCACCCUCUGCACCAUCCUCACCACAGCCCACACCACCGCCCACACCGCCCAAAUCACCUUCCAUGUCACCGCUCACAGGACAACCUUCCAGCUCCUCCAACAGGUUGGAAGUUGCUUCCCCAGAGUCUUCUUUCCUCUCUGCUCUCUCUGAACUGGAAUUCACUGAACAGGAAUUAAGUUUCGAAGCCAAGAGAAAAGAAACUUUAAGGCCGAAACAUGAGGAAUACAAGAGAGCAGCGGAUGGAACUAUCAUGUACAUCAGAGGUAUAGAUGGAAAAACGGAAGUAAAGAGCAGAAGAAGAAGGAGGCGCCGAGAUUCAUCAGAAGAAUCAUCAGAAUCAUCACAUAGAGGAAUAUGUUCUUGGCCUCCAGGAGGGAUCUGUGCUCUAACAAUAACAAAUGUUGUCAUGUUAGUUCUUAUAUGGGUAGUACUUUGGUCAGUUACUGGUGAUGAAUGUCUUCCUGGUGGAAGGCUAUUUGGAAUAUUAGCCCUGUUUUAUUCUGCCAUCAUUGGGGGUGAAAUUAUGAAACAUUUCCAGCUACCUUCUCUUCUUGGGAUGCUGCUUGCUGGGUUUGUCCUUAGAAAUGUCCCUGUCCCACUCAUCCAGGACACAGUCCAGAUCAAGGACACGUGGACCACAACUCUGAGAAGAAUAGCCCUUGUUAUUAUUUUGAUUCGAGCUGGGCUGGGACUUGAUUCAAAGGAUCUGAAAGAGAACACGUUUGUGUUCCUACGAUUAGCCUUGAUCCCCUGCCUUGUGGAGGCAUUUUCAUCUGCUGCAGUUGCCCAUUACUUAAUGGAUUUACCGUGGCAAUGGGGACUUAUCAUUGGUUUUGCUCUAGGUGCUGUCUCCCCAGCAGUUGUGGUGCCCAUAAUGAUUGCCUUUCAAGAAGAAGGCCAUGGUGUUAAAAAAGGUGUCCCAACUUUGCUCAUGGCUGCUUGUAGCUUUGAUGAUAUUAUAUCCAUCACUGGCCUCAAUAUAUGUUUAGGCAUAGCCUUCCCUACAGAUCUCCCACUUAAUAUUGCCCUCAAAGCACUUGUGGAAGUGGUAGUUGGUGUGGCAGCUGGACUUUUUCUUGGAAUUUUGACUCGAUAUUUUCCCAGUAGGAGACAGAGAGGCCGGCGGUGGAAGAGAGCGUAUCUCCUUUUGGCUGUGGGCAUUUUUGCUGUCUUCAAUAGCCCGCUUUUCGGUUUUCCUGUAUCAGGAGGGGUGUGUGUGCUGAUCAUGACUAUUAUCUCUGGCUUUGGAUGGGAGGUUGAAAAGGAAGAUGUUGAGGAGAUAUUCACAGUCGCAUGGAAUGUUUUUGAACCCCUUGUUUUUGGAUUGAUUGGAGCAGCAGUACCUAUUACAUAUCUUAGACCAAAAGCUAUUGAGCUUUGUUUAGCCACCUUGGGCUCUGCUGUGUUGAUAAGGAUGUUUACCACAUUCUUGAUGAUGUUCUUUGCUGGUUUUAACUUAAAGGAAAAAAUAUUCAUUACUUUUGCCUGGAUUCCUAAAGCCACAGUCCAGGCUGCCAUAGGACCUGUGGCUUUGGACACAGCAAGAGUACAUGAGGAUGAACAACUGGAAGAGUAUGGAGUGAUUAUACUAACAAUUGCAUUCUUGGCGAUUCUGAUCACAGCUCCAAUUGGAAGUCUGCUCAUGAACAAUCUGGGCCCCAGACUGCUGAAGGAACCUGAAGAGAUUGAUAAUAAAGCUGCAGAUGCAAUAUUAAUAUAG